Molecule: messenger RNA, 1245 nt
Organism: Hyla sarda
Lineage: Eukaryota; Metazoa; Chordata; Amphibia; Anura; Hylidae
Product: GDP-mannose 4,6 dehydratase-like
Exons: 1
Coding region: 1-1107 (368 amino acids)
Biological process (GO): GDP-mannose metabolic process
Molecular function (GO): GDP-mannose 4,6-dehydratase activity
Source: RefSeq, a predicted model, not a curated record
AUGGCACUCAACGCAACCAACGGGUCCAACUCUCUCUCGAAAAAUGUCAAGCCGAGAAAAGUGGCUCUUGUCACGGGGAUUACAGGGCAGGACGGCUCCUAUUUGGCUGAAUUUCUACUGGAAAAAGGCUACGAGGUGCACGGCAUUGUACGCCGAUCCAGCUCCUUCAACACUGGGAGGAUUGAGCAUCUCUACAAGAAUCCACAGACUCACUUAGAAGGUAACAUGAAGCUGCACUAUGGGGACCUGACUGACAGUACGUGUCUCGUGAAGAUAAUAAAUGAGGUGAAACCCACCGAGAUCUACAACCUGGGUGCACAGAGCCAUGUAAAGAUCUCCUUCGACUUGGCAGAGUACACGGCAGAUGUGGAUGGUCUUGGCACCUUACGUCUCCUUGACGCAGUGAAAACCUGUGGCCUUAUUGAAACGGUGAAGUUCUAUCAAGCCUCAACCAGUGAACUGUAUGGAAAAGUACAGGAGAUCCCACAGAAGGAGACCACUCCAUUUUACCCCCGAUCCCCAUAUGGAGCUGCCAAACUCUACGCCUACUGGAUCGUGGUGAACUUCAGAGAAGCCUACAACCUGUUCGCAGUUAACGGUAUUCUCUUCAACCACGAGAGUCCGCGUAGAGGGGCCAACUUUGUAACCAGAAAGAUUAGCCGCUCGGUAGCCAAGAUUCAUCUGGGACAGAUGGAGUGUUUCAGCCUUGGAAACCUGGAUUCCAAGAGAGAUUGGGGUCAUGCCAAGGACUACAUCGAGGCAAUGUGGUUGAUGCUGCAAACGGAUGAGCCUGAAGACUUUGUGAUCUCUACAGGGGAGGUCCACAGUGUUCGGGAGUUCGUGGAGAAGGCUUUCAAGCAUAUCGGGAAAACCAUAGUGUGGGAGGGCAAGAAUGAAGAUGAAGUGGGCCGCUGCAGCGAGACUGGAAAAGUCCAUGUGAAGGUUGAUCCCAAGUUCUACAGACCCACUGAGGUAGAGUUCCUACAAGGGGACUGCAGCAAGGCGAAGCAGAAGUUGGGCUGGUCACCAAAGGUCUCGUUUGAUGAACUAGUAACCGAGAUGGUGAUGGCAGAUAUUCAUCUGAUGCAAACCAAUCCCAAUGCCUAACACGGCCCGGGGUACUGAGCCCCUCACAAUCAAUGGGGGCAACCCAUACAUCCAGUCAGUCCUUCCCUUAGAGAUCAUACCUAGAUAUACAAAGUAUAUUAGAUUUAUAACUUAUUGACCUGUGUAAGUAAAACUGGU